Molecule: messenger RNA, 2231 nt
Organism: Mya arenaria
Lineage: Eukaryota; Metazoa; Mollusca; Bivalvia; Myida; Myidae
Exons: 12
Coding region: 76-1920 (614 amino acids)
Cellular component (GO): plasma membrane
Molecular function (GO): ATP binding; ABC-type transporter activity; ATP hydrolysis activity
Source: RefSeq, a predicted model, not a curated record
UGCGUUAAACAAAAUUAGUCUGUUGAAAAUUCAUAUUGCAGAUGUACCAUAUUGCAGCUGCUCUUCGAAAUAAGAAUGAAUACGAACUCGCCUGUGCUUACCUUGGAAGUUCAACAUAUUUAUGUACAUAUUGAUAAGAUAGAUGUUUUACAGGGAAUAUCAUGUUCACUGAAAUCUGGGGAGAUUUGUGCGAUUAUGGGACCCACAGGUUCGGGCAAGACUACUUUCAUGAACACAAUAUCCGGUCGUCAAGCCUACACAUCCGGAUCGGUGAUGCUGAACGGAUUUCCGUUCAACAAGCGUCUGCGCAGAAGACUCGCAUUUGUCCAACAAGAGGACGUCUUUUUCACCCACCUUACCCUUGACGAAACCAUGUGGUUUACAGCAAACAUUCGCAUGCCCGAGAGCGUGACCUUGGAGGAUAAACGAAGGACAAUUAACUCCAUUCAAGGCUCCCUGAACCUGGAGAAGUGUAAAAACACAGUGAUUGGUAACUUAUUUGUUAAGGGACUUUCUGGUGGUGAAAAGAAGCGCGCUAGCAUAGCCUGUGAAUUGUUGACAGACAUGGACAUACUGCUUCUUGACGAGCCAACUUCUGGCCUGGAUUCCACGACUGCGGGCGCUGUAAUGCAGUGUUUGGGGAACUUGGCGAAGGAGUUCAAUAAGAUGAUUGUGUUAACAAUCCAUCAGCCCUCCAGCCGGAUUUAUCAAAUGUUCGAUACACUCUUGCUCCUAUCUGACGGCCAGAUGAUGUACUCUGGCAGUCAAAAAUCUGCCCUGCCUUUUUUUGAGGGACAAGGAUUUAAGUGCGCCAUUAAUUACAACCCCGCCGACUUUCUCCUUGAAGUUCUUUCUCAAGGCAAAGAGAUUUCCUCGCAAACUGUCGAUUGCUCUACAACCAGUGUAUCCAAUGGCAAGAGCGACAAUGGAAAUGCAAGAUGCCAGUUACUGGAAAAUACACAUUCGGAAUAUGGCUCAGUUACUCUCUUGUCAGAAACAGACAGUCUCAUUGCCGACACAGGUGUUUGUUUAAGCGAAGAGCUUUUGAAGACAGAGAAGUGGUCGACGUCGUGGUGGACUCAGUACAAGGUUCUGGCCUGGAGAAGCCUCAAGGAGCAGAUAGCCGUGCUCAAGGAGGGAUAUUCCCUUGCUAUAGCGGUGACCGUGUCCGUCGUAUGCUGCUUCUUAUUCUUCAAAGUUGGCGUCAGCCUGCAGACGGCGAGAGACAUAUUUGGUUUGAGCUUUUUCUACAUUGGAUACUGGACCUUCAUCCCAGCAAUGACAGUCGUAAGCAGUUUCCCAGCUGAGCGCCCGGUGAUCUCAAAGGAGCGGUUGGCCGGAUCGUAUCGACUGUCGGCCUACUUCCUGGCCAAGGUGACUGGGGAUCUGCCCGACACGCUCACCCAGCCCGUUUUCAUGUACAUACUAUUCUUUUGGGUGGCAAACUUCGGGGACGCCGGACAAUUCUUCACCAUUCUUGUUGUCAUGCUACUGCAGACAACGGCGGCGUACGGUUUCGGUCUUACUCUGUCGGUGUUGUGUACGGACGCACGGAUGGCCGUCACUGUACUUUUCAGUUAUCUCAUUACGACAUAUGCCUUAGGUGGCUUUUUCUCCCAGAAUGUUCCUUACUGGAUGGGCUGGGUGAAGUACACUUCCGUAUUCUAUUACCCGUACGCCUUUGCUGUUUCAAUCUUGCUGCAGGAUUUACCGGAUACGCCAUGUAACCAGACAUCGGUAAUUGUGUUUCCACAGUGUGGAGGGAACGGAACAAUGUUUGUCACGUCUGGAGACAUUCUCGCUAAAGGAAAUGUACAUUUUCCGGCAUACGUGUAUUUGUUUAUUAUCAUUGCAUAUACUUUUAUUCUUAGAAACCUUGGGUACGUGGUCAUGAGAUUCAAGCGAGAUACAAUAGUGUAAUACUUCGAGAAAACAGACGCAAUGGCGCCUUUCCAAAAUAGACAUAUCACUUUAAAUAUCUGCCUUCAUGGGAAUGAUUGUGUAAGCCCACACUAUACUAGAGGGUAUCUCUCUGUGAAAUACCACUGUAGGAAACGCCUAGAAAUUUAUUAUCAAUAGUUGGACUAGUUUCUUUUACAUAUAUUGUACCGAGUUGUACUGAAGUGAUUUAUCGCCGUGUCACUUGUUUGGUGUUUGACACAUUGUACAUUGCUUUUAUUUAAAGUUACUGGGUUUGUCCCUGUAGUUUUCACUGUUUAUCAAAUGUUGGU